AUGGCACAAGAAAACAUAGAGGCUGACUAUCUUAACGAAGAGGGAUUUUACUUCUUUCACAUAAACCGACGUAAAUACAUGAUAACAUUAUAUGACAAGUCGAUGCGUCAAAGGAAUAUGGAUCCCAAUUACCGGACCGAGAGAAGCGUCAGAAGAAGACCAAAGUUUGUUGCUGAGUCAGAGGUUCAUUCCCGUACAAGGUCAGGUUCCGUAGAUUUUUAAUUUCCAUUUUUAAAUCCAUGGGCCGGGAGGGGAUGGAGUUAGUAUGUGCUGCGGAAUUGGCAUGGGCACUAAUUAAACUGCAGUGUAUGGCUAGGUCACGUAGUACAAUAGCUGGAGAGCAAGGAAUCGCUGGGAUAGCACAAACCAGGAAACUACAUUAUUCAGUACAGGAAAUUAAGGAUGCACUUGAUUAACGCGAUUUUUGUUUAAAUCGCAUUAAUUUAAUGCAUCUUAAUUUACGUCGAUGUUAAUUUAAAUCACACUAUUCUACAUCGUUGUUGUUUUACAGCACCUUUUCAAUAACAAAACCUCGUCUGCUAAUAGUUCCUCUAUCAACGCCUCGGUGUCACUAUUUGAAGUCUUCCCUCCGAGGUACAAGAAAAUGCCAGGAUCCAAGGGAGCGUUCCCUCUCUAGAUCCAAUUACGGAGAAGUAACAUGAUAACAAUGAGAUAACAAUGACUGGAAAUGCUGCUGUUUUUUCCUUUAGAUAUGUAUGUUGAGAAGUUUGUAAUACAGCAAAUUCGCGUAAAAUAAUUAAUCAAUUAAGUUAGGCGCACAUCGUUUUCGAAAAUUUCGCGUUAAUUCAGUAAUGUAUAUGAACCAAACUUUUGGCAAAUUUGCGUUAAUUUUGUGUAACGUAAAUCUUCUUGACGUUGUCAACGUGCAUCGUUAAUUUCGCGUUAUAUGGGAUAUCACUUAAAUUGAGAAUUUCGAUUUACGAUGAUGCCUGAGCUGUCUGUUUCUCUCAUCCCACGAGCCCCUAAGAGCGUCUGCGUGGGAGGCUAGCUGAUGUACGGCUGCAAAUGGGUCAUUGAAAAUUGAUGAUUUUUUUUUUAUUUUACCUCCAUAUUUUUACCAAAUUAAAUAGUCCAGAACAUAUUGAUUGUUGGAGGAGUAACAGAUACAGUCAACUUUUUUCUCAACGGAUAUCUCGCUGUGACAUCUAGACUGCCUGCCUUUCUUUACUCCGUUUAGUUGACUCUCAUAUAAAGGCAGACAUCUCGAUGAAACGGGCACCUAGAACUGGUCACUGCCUUUGUUUUCUCGUUUAAGCUGACUACCUAUGAGACGGACACGUCGCCAAAAAGGACACCUAGAGUUGGUCUCUGCCUUUCUUUACUCCUUUUAAUUGUCUCUAAAAGACAGACAUCUCGUUUUCAAAAGAAACGGUUGACUGAAUACACGCAGUUUUUAUGGCACCAGUGUUGUCAACUCCCAGUUCGUGUCUUUCGAUGACGUCUAAAACUGACCUCCCUAUAAAAGACUGACGCUUGAUACAAUUAAGGCAAACAAAGUAAUAACCUUGCGGUUUUUUUUUUCUUCCAUUUUGCAGUUUUUUCAGCCUAUUCAACUCAUUUCCCAGGGUCUCUAACAUCGUUCAAGCCAUUAGCAGACGUCUCAUGGGUCAUGACAAUACCUUCAAACGAAUCCCCCUGCCAGCAGACAGUGAAGAGUUCAAAAAGGUGGAAACGCUGUUUCAUAAAACAAUCCUAAAACGCAAGGCAAAGAUAACUGUGAUCGAGAAAAUAAAAAAUGCUUUCUUAAAUGAGAGAUACAAAAGGUAUGGUAAAUGUAUGAACAAGACUUAAAUUCUGUAUUCUUAAGGAAAGUGCAAACGGAUGCAACAUUGUUGGCCAACAACUCCGAAUGUACAUUGUUGGAUCAAAAAUGCUACAUAUUGCGUCCGUGUGCACACCCUGUUGCAUGUUGUUGCGUGUUGUUGGGAGUUGUUGCGUGUUGUUGGGAGUUGUUGCGCAAAGUUUGAAACCCCCGGUCAAACUUUUAGCCCCGUGAAAAGGGACACAAGAUUGUUGGGAGUUGUUGCGUCCGUUAUCACGUACAAUUGUAGCUUUAAGUGUAUUAAAGAAUUGGGUCUUUUACCGUACGGACUAUGGGGUCAAGGUCAAUUCACAUUAUUGAUUCGGUCAAGAGUGAGCUGAAAUAAGAGCCAGCUAUCCUCACUCAUCAUUAUUUAGCAUUAUAAACGCUGAAAGAAAAAUAAAAAGAGAUUUUCUGAAAGAGAAAAACUAAGCAUGACAAUUUUUCUUAAUUUUUCGGUGACGCAAAAGUUGAAAUUGAAAAUGGUGGCCCAAUUCUUUUUUUUAUAACAAGUAAACAAGUUUUGAAAGGUUUGAACCCAGGAGUCAUUUCAUAAGUAGGUUGAGUUUGAUCGCCCGGGUGAACGUAGUCCUGAAUAGGAAUGUUGUUGUUGACAGUGACUGACGUUUCCACAACCUGUGCGGUAGUGACCCUCAGAGUCAAAGUGAGCUGUAUCACGUCAGUUGAUGGUAUUAAACUUUGGUUAUUGACCUGGGAUCAAUUUAAUAAAACUUUUACAAGCGUAGUCUACUAGUUUAGCUAUUGUUUUAGGACCCUAAAACAAUAGUUACACUGGUAAAUUACAACUGUAAAAGUUUUAUUAAAUUGACCCCUGAUUGGUAAAUCAAGUCGCGAUGUUAUUGGUCGUCUGUCAGUUAAGCCGUGAUAUUAUUCUCUAUUAAUGAAGACUCGUAAUGCCAUUGGUGCGUUUCGAUCCGUCUAUUUUCUCAGUUAAACAGUCUUUUUCUCGAAGUUAGUUUUGCUUGAUCCCGUUAGUAAGUCGCUUGUACGGUGCUGGUAACUGUUGAUUACUAUUCAGUGGCGUUUGCUCUAAGUUAGCAAACCAGUGAGUCGUUAAUUAGUAGUCUGUAGAAUACGUAAUAAAUGUCGCAGAGUCUGACUUUGCGACAUAUGUGACGAUCAUAUCCAAAUCAUACUUAACCUACUUAUGAAAUAAAAAAGUUGCAAUCCACUUCAACCGCGUGGUCCUUGAAAGCUAUAAAGGCACUUUCUUACCAGUUAAUUUCAGUUUUUCCUUGGCCAAAAAGUUUAUUUUUCAGUCUUUCGGCCUUGAAAGUCUCCCUUGAGUACCAGACGAGGUAUCCACUAGAGAGGAUUUUUUUAAUUUUUUUUUUUUAACUAUCUUUUGGUGUCUGGAUUCGUUUUGCUGCUAGAUGCAGAUACAUGAAUACGAAAUAAAAACCGUUUGAACGCGUUUCCAGGAACUUUAAAUCCAGAAUCUUAAAUGUCGGAAUACUUCAACCGAAUAACCGUUCCUGGAUUAACUGAUGUGUAUGUAUGUAUGUAUGUAAAUCUUUAUUUAAACACGGGAAAUCAUCAGUUAAGCUUAAGUUAAAAACUAAAACUAAUUACAACUGCUUUACAUGAUUGCCGUGUGGGAAUCCGAUAUAUCAGCUACCUUCUUGAUAUUUCGCUUAAAAUGCUCAACGGAUGCAGCGUUUUUUAAGUUUUUGGGCAAGUUAUUCCAUAACAUGGCCCCGCUGUAAGAGAAGCUUCGUUUCAAAUAAUUGGUGCUUGGUUUGGACAAGGUCAGCCUUCCCUCAGAGUUUCUUAAGUUGUAAGCAGAGUGACGCUGAGAGAAAAGACUUUGCAGAUAUUCUGGAGCAAGGUCAUUCAUGGUUUUAUACAUCAUUACGGCUUUUUGUUUCUUUCGUCGAAGAGAUAGCCUCUCCCAGCUGAGGGUGGAGAGAAGGUGGUUUGAGCUCGUAUCAAAGGGUGAUUUAGUAAUAACUCUGGCUGCACGAUUCUGUAAUUUUUGGAGCUUAUCACUCAAGUAACCACUCAAACAGUCCCAGACGGGGCUGCAGUAAUCAAAAUGAGGCAUAAUUAAAGCGUUAUAAAUUUGAAUUGCAGUUUCUUUGGAUAUAAAGGGCCGCACACGUUUUAGGGCGCCUAUAGCUGAAGAGACUUUCUUGCAAAUCUCUUCAACGUGUUUACCCCAAGAGAGUUGAGCAUCUGUGGUAAGACCCAAGGAUUUGGUAUGAUCGACUCUCUUAAUAAUUUGGUCAUCAAUUCUGAUUUCUACAUCGUCACAUUGGGCAGAUAGUCUUUGUCUUGAUCCAAUAAUCAUUAGCUCUGUUUUAGCAACAUUUAGACUAAGCUUGUUAGCUUUCAGCCAACAGCUAAGGUUAUUUAAUUCAGGGGUUAGAGCUAGCUUAAGCUCUGUGAACGUCUUAGCAGAUAACGUAAGGUUGGUGUCAUCGGCAAACAUUCUUGGUACGGCGCCCCGCAGGGAGUUGGGAAGAUCAUUAAUGUAAAUUAAAAAUAGCAAAGGACCCAAUAUGCGACCCUGCGGCACGCCGCAACUGAGGGUACGAGCAGAUGAUAGUUUGCCACUGACAUUACAUCUUUGGGUUCGGCCACUUAAGUACGACGAGAACCAUUUUAUAGCUGCCUGAUCGACACCCAUGUGUGUCUGAAUAUCUAAAAUGCAAUAAAUCCUGAAACAUUUCUGAAUGCGGAAAUUAAAGUCAUGUAAAAUAAUGUAUAUGCGGAGCCCUUAGUCUUCUCCAAAGACCCACAGUUUAUUCCGCAAUUUCAUUAAAUCAACUGAAUUUAACUGUAAUGAGUUCAUUCCAUUUACAAAUUGUAUACGGUGGAUGUAUUUUCAGGAAGAGAGACCAAAUCAAGAAUAUACUUAAAGUCUCCGACAACGAUAAUGUGGAGAGGCUUCUUUUCCACGGCACCAGUUCAGAUGUCAUUGACGCCAUCUGCAAGCACAAUUUUGACCACAGGUGUCACGGCAAAAACGGCACAAAAUACGGUAAAGGAAGCUAUUUUGCCGUUAAGGCCUCAUAUAGUAACAACUACUGCAGUGGAAUGACAAGAUUUAUGUUCCUUGCUCGAGUGUUAACCGGAGAGUUUAAGCAAGGAGAUGAAUCACUCCAUCGACCUCCUUUAAAAGACCCUAGCAAUCCCGCUAGUGAUCUAUAUGAUUCAUGCGUUGAUAAUGAAUCAAGCCCAUCAAUUUUUGUCAUUUUUAAUGACGAACAGUGUUAUCCUGCCUAUCUGAUAACAUAUGACAUUAAGAGAAGAGUUUAA
Porites lobata is the source of this 5104-nucleotide messenger RNA. NCBI's taxonomy places the organism in Eukaryota, Metazoa, Cnidaria, Anthozoa, Scleractinia, Poritidae. The record is from the annotation of a GenBank genome assembly.